GAGGAGGAGCCCUGGCGCCUGCGCGGUCCGCCCCGCCCGCGGCCGGACUACAACUCCCGGCAGGCAGCGCGCCGAGGCCCGAGGAGGAGGAGGAGGAGGAGGAGGAGCCCGGGCCUCGGCCUCCCUGCCUUUCCAGGCCCGCUGAGUAUCCGGGGUCGGGCGGGGGCCUCGGAAGUGCCCGGGCAGGCCACCGGGGCCGGGCUCAGGACCGCCGGCACCAGCUGCAAGAAACCCCCCAGGACCCGCACCAGCUGCAAGAACCGCCCCCCCCCCCCAGGACCCGCACCAGCUGCAAGAAACUCCCCCAGGCCCCGCACCGGCUGCAAGAAAGCCCCAGGCCCCCGCACCGGCUGCAAGGUUCCUCCAGGCCCCGCACCGGCUGCGAGAAAGCCCCGGGCCCUGCCCCCGCUGCAGGAUCCCCCAGGAUCCGCAGGAACCUCCGAGCCGAGCGGGAAGCGGCAGGAGGUGCAGGGGUUAGGUGGAGGAUGCGCCCCUCGGUCUCCGGCUUCCGGGGUCUCCCCUCCCGCCGCCGGAGCUGAUCCCGCAGCUUCCAGCCCGGUGGUGGUGUCGGGGUGGUCGUGCGCCAUGCCCUGGGCGGGCGGUCCGGCCUCGUCGGAGGAGCUGGAGAAGCUGCACGACAUCUUCCGCGGCCUCCACGAUGAGCUGCGCCAGGCGCCCGAGCGGCUGCGGGCCUGCGCCGGAGGAGAAGAGAGGAAGAAGCUGAUCAGAGACUUCGACGAGAGGCAGCGGGAAGCAGACGAAACGCUGGCGGAGAUGGAGGAGGAGCUCCGCGGGGCCCCGCUGUCCUUCCGCAACUCCAUGAUGACCAAGCUGCGGGCCUACAAGAGGGACCUGGCCAAGCUCCAGCGGGAGAUGAGGGACGCGCCUCUGGCCUCCGGGGCCCGGCGGGACGCCAAGCACGGGGACUUCACGCCGGAAAACGAGCAGGCGACGCGGUCGCAGGCCCGGCGGGCCUUGCUUCUCCAGGGCACGGACAGCCUCGACCGGGCCAGCCGGAGCAUCGAACGCUCGCACCGCAUCGCCGCCGAGACGGACCGGGUCGGCUCGGACAUCAUCGAGGAGCUGGGGGACCAGCGGGACCAGCUGGAGCGCACCAAGAGCAGGCUGGUGAACACGAGCGAAAACCUGAGCCGAAGUCGGAAGAUCCUGCGAUCCAUGUCCAGACGAGUCGCAACGAACAAGCUGCUGCUUUCCGUGGUCAUCCUCCUGGAGCUGGCCAUCCUGGGAGGCCUGGUCUACUACAAGUUCAUCCGCAAGCGCUGAGCCGGCCGCUCCGUCGAUCGGAUCGAUCGCUCCUCCCGGGGAGGCGGGCCGGGGCCCCUCGCUCCCUCCCCCGAGGCUCCCGCCAGCGGCCGGGGCGCGGAGACCGACGCGCCGCCCCGCCGGACCGCGGCUCCCGGAGAGGCGGGUGCCCGCCCGCCCGGCGGCGCCGGUCUGAUAGACCGAGGUGACGAACGCCGUAUUCGCUCCCUGCUGAAAUUUACAGCCUGUCUUAACCUGUGCCCGCCGGACUGAAUAAAACCCUUUACGUAA
Messenger RNA from Ornithorhynchus anatinus (platypus), 1554 nucleotides. It is a transcript of the gene VTI1B, whose product is annotated as vesicle transport through interaction with t-SNAREs 1B. Gene Ontology annotation, cellular component: ER to Golgi transport vesicle membrane; endoplasmic reticulum membrane; late endosome membrane. The transcript is spliced from 6 exons. The record is from RefSeq and is a predicted model, not a curated record. The coding region runs from base 586 to 1284 and encodes 232 amino acids. Lineage: Eukaryota; Metazoa; Chordata; Mammalia; Monotremata; Ornithorhynchidae. Gene Ontology annotation, biological process: vesicle fusion with Golgi apparatus; intra-Golgi vesicle-mediated transport; Golgi to vacuole transport. Gene Ontology annotation, molecular function: SNAP receptor activity; SNARE binding.